Triticum aestivum (bread wheat) is the source of this 1240-nucleotide messenger RNA. RefSeq lists its product as uncharacterized. Bases 1 to 645 code for a protein of 214 amino acids. The record is from RefSeq and is a predicted model, not a curated record. Lineage: Eukaryota; Viridiplantae; Streptophyta; Magnoliopsida; Poales; Poaceae. The transcript has 6 exons.
AUGAGCCUGAACGCGGCCGUCCGGCGAGAUCGUUUAGCUACUGAUUCUGUAAUAACUCUUGAUAUAUACAAGAAAAAGGAAAUCGCUGUCACAUAUCACUCAUGUUGUGGUGACGACGUCGAUGUUCGUCGCCUUUCAAGCGAGUGUAGGAGGAUUUCAGGUUGCAAAAAGCAUGGCGGUCCAGGUUUGCAACACUAUUGGCUGCACACGAUGACUUGCACGCACGAGCAAGACUGCCCUCGAGGGGAGGCCUCCACAUCCCUUCACCGCCAGAUCCCUCCUCCCAUCGCAUGCCCUCCUCGCGAUCCUCCCAACGUCCUCGCGCCGCUGUCCUCUUCUUCUCUGCGACUCCUCUGUGCCCCACGCCCUGACCGACGCCGGCGAGUCCUCGGCACUCCGCGCGCGCCUCGCAUCCAACGCCGGGAAGGAUCGCGUGAUUCCGCCUGCGUCGUCGCCUCCGACGCUGGCCUCUCCUUCACCACCGCCCCUGCCGGCAAGGUCCCCCUCGUCAUGGCCUUCCUCGCCUGGGUGUACGUCGCCAGCCGGCCAUAUGGCAGGACACGCAGACCCGGGCGAUCCUCUCCGGCCUCCUUGAGAAGAGCACCGGCAAUCUCCCCAAAGAGAUCUCAGUGGACGACAAGCUGAGGGACCUCGGAUGCACGUAAUUUUUCGGUUCUCCACUGAAGUAUUGAAGGCAUUAUGACAACAUGUGUACCAACUUGUUGAUUAAAAAUGAUUGCCUUUCAAAGUUUCAAUGAACUUCUCACUGGACAUUUUGACGCAUUCGCUUGAAUCUGCAUAUUGCAUCAUUUGUGCACAAUGAAAACUGUAUGAACCUGCAUUGGAUGGUGUAUUUGUAGGAAGGUUAUCCUUUCUUCAAGGACUGGAAGUUUCCUGGUAAGUGUUCCUUUUCUGAAAAACUCUGUGUUUGUCCACUGUAAUAUUUUGUUUACAUCAGGUUUCUCUUUCCUUUUGUGGGCGUAAUGUCGAGACAAUAAUAUUCAGAAAGUUGUUGUUUCAGGGAAACUGCUAACUCCAUAUGCCAGACCCAUAUCAUUGUUCAGCAUGCAUAGUGUUCCUAUGUCAUUCCUAUGAUGUAUUUGUUUCCUUUUAUAUCAUAAUAGUCUUCAUUUUGGCCAUGUACCUUCAAACUGAACCAAAAAUGGUUUGUCUGAUGACAUGUUUGAGGAGAUUCUUGAUAUGAAACAGUAGAUAUGAGGGUGACCGUUUUUUUUUGCAA